GACCGUUUGAGAACUAGACACGUUUUAUGGCAAAGGCAAUCUGCCCAGUCGGGUGAUUCUCCAUUUCUACGCAGGAUGAAGACGCCCACAUCAACCACGCGACAUGGAGCGAACCGUGGUAACUGUGUCGGACGUAACCUUCUCUUAUAAUGGAGUAGAUUUAUCUCUAAAAGAUUUGAACCUUGGCCUGCUUGGUCUUUUCGGUGUUACGUUGUGGUGGUGGCUGUGGACGAUGAGAGACGCUCGUGAUAGCACUCGGACAGCAGACCUUCUCGUCUUAAUCGGACUGAUCGCAUGGCAUUGGUACCUGCGACACCAUCAUUACCUUCUGCUCAAGACCUUGGCUUGCAUGGCCGUCUUAAAACUAUGCCACAAUUAUGUCAAAAAUACCUCUGAUCCCCCACCGAAAGGCGAAGCACCUUUGAUCAUCCCGAGCUGGACAAGCCAUACGAGGUUCUUUCCGCAGAAGCAUUCUUUCGGUUACUCAAUUCUGCAAGUCGCUUUACCCGUUGGCUCCGAGGGCCGAUUUGGUCAACUCCUUUCAGUCGGUAAUGUACAAAAGAAGGGAUGGUAUCACGUCCAAGCUUCAGACUACCUCCAUCGGACCUCAGAUGACCAAACACUGUACGGGAAACUUAAGGCAUAUCUACAGUCCCAUGAUGUCGAAGAUUCAGAAUGGGAUCACGCUUAUUUGAUCACGGCACCCCGGUUCAUGGGCUAUUCGUUCAAUCCUGUCAGCUUUUGGUACAUCUAUACUGCGGACAACGUUCUCACCAUGAUGAUUCUUGAGGUGAAUAAUACAUUUGGCGAACGCCGCAUGUAUCUGCUUCACGCAAAAGAUUCGGGAGAGCAGAACGAAGACAGUGAUGUUAACAACCUCACCACAUCAACCGACGACUCCUUCCAUCACCCUCCAUGUUUGAGUAAGUCAGACGGGAAAUUCAGAAACUCGUGGGCGAAGGACUUUCAUGUCUCGCCGUUCAGUUCGAGGAAAGGCUGCUACAUGCUCACAGCGAAUGAUCCAUUUCACCGUGAAAAGGAGGGAGAAUCAAUAGAUUUGAACAAUACGAUCACUCUCAAAUCGUCAAAAGACCAUGUUAAGCUCGUGGCGAGGAUAGUUUCGGUCGGUCAUUCAAUCAACCCUCUGACAAGCACCUGGUACGAAACUAUCAGGUUUGUCAUGUCCUGGUUCUUGGUCGGAUUCUUGACCUUCCCGCGCAUUUUGAAAGAGGCCGCAGUAUUAUUCUGGGCGAAAGGACUGCAUGUAUGGUACAGGCCCGAGGUUCUGCCAUCAAGCAUUGGCCGUGAAGAAGAACCCAUUGAAGCAGGACUGGCCCCAUUUUUCGAGACCUAUCUCAAACAUAUAGUUGCACAACACACGAAGCCGAUAAAUGUCAUCUACACGUCGAAUAUACGUGGGAAAUCACCAUGUACAUACUCCAACGUCCACGUAGACGAGCAGUCUCAAGCAUCCUCCUCCAAGCUUGAGCUCCGCGUCCUUAGCCCAGCCUUUUUUGCACGUUUUAUGCACUACGCGCAUUCAACUGAGGCUUUCGACCGCGAAUGCGUAUUUACCGAUGAAAAGAAUCGCACGAUAUGGGUUUCACGACCCGAACUGUUAUACGACUUGUUAAAGCAGGAUCCAUGCUCCUCACGCGCAAGGACCGAGUCUUUAAAUCCCGUGCAGAGAUUCAAGUGGAAUAUACACGUAAUGCUACGGUGUGCUCCUGCAGAUCCAGCGUACCCAUUCUCUGGAGCAGCGACGCAGAAAAGAGAAGACAUUAGAAAGAAAACCUUGUCACCUUUGGAUCAUUAUGUGCUUACAUAUAUGAGAGCUGAUGCUUCCAGCUACAGAAGAUUGUGUGCAAGAUUGUUUCUAGCACAGAGAGUAGCAUUUGGAUUCGUGCAGGUUGUUGACCUGGUAGAUGUCGCCGUAAGGGCAAUGUUGAUUUGGAAGGGUGUCUCCAACCUGAGUUGGACUGCUGGCUGGAUUACGAGCUACGCUUGGCUAAUGAGCGUACAUUUGUGGGCGUUUAUGAAAUAGCAGAUGAGCUACUUGCAACAUGUGCCGUCUAGAUCUAUAGAGAAGACCGUAACUGUGACAAUAUUGAAUAUUGGCACUUCCUCACGGUUAACUUUCCAGGAUGAUAUCGAUGUUGACACGCUAUGGCUCUAAAUUUAACAACCCCAUGAAGCCGUAGGCGUUUCUUCAGAAUUAAGAGGUCGACUGAUAACAACGUUCGCAAGGAGAAUAUUUUGUAGUGCCGAGCGAUUCUGCGAGUGAGAGCAGUGCCGAAGAAUCUGGUCAAAACCAGACAACGUCUGGGUGAAAUUAUUUCCAUGUUACCAUGGUUCACGGAAAGGGAACAGCGGAGUCACGGCAAGCAAAUCAUGAGAAAGAAUCAGAUAUCGAUAACGAAUAGACAAUCAGAGUUCUUUGGAAGCGGCAAACAUAGCAAGGCAAGAAAUCGCUGAUGCUAAAAUCUUCUUUUCCGAUAAAUUCAUAC
Verruconis gallopava is the source of this 2507-nucleotide messenger RNA. RefSeq lists its product as uncharacterized. The coding region runs from base 104 to 2044 and encodes 646 amino acids. The record is from RefSeq and is a predicted model, not a curated record. The transcript is spliced from 2 exons. NCBI's taxonomy places the organism in Eukaryota, Fungi, Ascomycota, Dothideomycetes, Venturiales, Sympoventuriaceae.